UUCCACCGCUCUGACUUUCAGCUCUUUCAUCUUUGUUUGUUUAAACUUUGCUUUUACUCGUAAAAGACACCAGGUGUCCUUUUUUACAGAUGUUGCUGUUAGUCAUUGAUUGUGAGUCUUGUCGUCACAAGUUUUUGUGAGCUUUCUCUUCCGCUCUCUUCACAAAGCCUGUGGCAGAGAUUUGAGAAAAUAAUAAUAAUCCGGGGACGUUUGGGGAUUAAAGUGUCAGGAAACUCAGUGAUCUUUGUUCCAGUCACACAGCCAGACAUUCACAGGUGUCACCAUCACAAACAUUUGCUGCCACUAUCAAACAUGUUGACUACAUCACUGGAAAGAAGCGUGUGUACAAACAGAGGACUUUCUGACAUGAAAUCAUAGAUGCCAUUUCAGUGAGAUGACACAAGGGAAAAAACCAGAGUUAUCCUGAAUCCUCCACAUCCCCAAAGAUACAGCCUACAGCAUGGACUACACUCUGGCCCUCCUGUUUUCCCUGCUGCAAGUUUUAAGCGUGUGUUCUGCCGCUCCUGUGAAGACGGAGGUAGAGAUGAUGAAGUCCAGAGUUAAGUGGAUGGCAGAGCAGCUGGUUGACAGGCUGGACAAGGACUUCAAGUACCCGGCCAGCCUGACACCUGCGGACCACCUGAAUGGAGCAUCCUCCAUAGUGACGGUCCUGGAUGGUUUCAACAGCCGGAUCUCGGACACCUUUCACAGGGUCCCCCGGGUCAAAGCUGAAAUCUCCUCAUUGACGGGUUACGUGGAUCAGUGGAGGAGGGGGCACUGCAGCGAGUGGCGGCCGAACCCCCCGAUGCCCGAGACGAGGCUGCAGAGUCCGAAAGAGUUCAUUCACACAGCGAGCAUCGAGGCUCUGAUGAGAGUGAAGGAGUUUCUGAAUCUGCUGCUGAGGAACCUGGAUCAACUGGAGACUUGUUGAAAGACAGACAUGAGGACCAAUAUAUAUUUAAGUCGGCAUCAGGGAUGUCGCUCGUGGCCAUAUUUAACUUUUGCAAUGUGUUUUGAAGGAAAUUUCUUCUUGGACAUGCACUUAUUUUUAUACAUAUGUAUUUAUUUAUCUACUUUACUUUUAAAUAUACAUUUUGUACCAAAUAUUGUACCAAAUAUUGUCUUUUUCAUGAGCGUGUCUGCAGCACGGGAAUGUUUGUAUGUAAACAUAUCCUGAGCACGUUUUGCACACUGACACUUCAGCUGCUCAUGGGUUUGUAUUACAUUAACUGUUGCAUCAACAAAAUAGGAAUCUACACAUUAGCUCAGUCCUGAAGUUGACUCAGCACUGUGAGGAGGAGGCAUCACACCGAGCAGUGAUGUCAGCCAUCGGGGAAAGUUGCCAAGAACAACAGGUGUGUUUGUAUGAGAACAGGAAGGGUAAAGGGCAACCUCGACCUCAGUGCAAUAUCAUGUUAUUUAAAUCCAUAGAUUGACAUUUUGUAUAUUUUUGUACAGUUGACAGUAUUUUUUUUUAACUAUUGAGUUUUAAAUAUGAAUAAAUUGUUUGAAAAAAGUUUGUUCAUACAGUGUGUG
Messenger RNA from Platichthys flesus (European flounder), 1536 nucleotides. RefSeq names its product leptin-like. The record is from RefSeq and is a predicted model, not a curated record. The transcript is spliced from 3 exons. The coding region runs from base 461 to 931 and encodes 156 amino acids. NCBI's taxonomy places the organism in Eukaryota, Metazoa, Chordata, Actinopteri, Pleuronectiformes, Pleuronectidae.